Molecule: messenger RNA, 8504 nt
Organism: Ceraceosorus guamensis
Lineage: Eukaryota; Fungi; Basidiomycota; Exobasidiomycetes; Ceraceosorales; Ceraceosoraceae
Exons: 3
Coding region: 115-8403 (2762 amino acids)
Source: RefSeq, a predicted model, not a curated record
CACCUCUCACUCGCACAAUCCACACAAGCCAAAGGGCAGGCUUCUUGGCACUGAGCUCUCGCGUCGGUCCUCAGAUGUAUGCGGGCGCAACGAGCAGUGCGGGUCUGAUCAGAAAUGUCGGCGACAGCGCCUCUGUCGCCUCAGCACUCGCCUCACAGUCCUAUGCUUAGCCUCUCGCCGCUCGGCGUGCAUGCUAAAUUGCCAACACCUCCUCACGCUACCCAAGCCCUCGAGGUCUUGUCAUCCUCAUUCAACUUUCCCGAGCCGCCCAGUCGAUUAUUCAGAGAUGGGUUCGGCUCCGCUCGCUCUUCGCCCAGGACCAGUCGGGCGGGUAGUCCGCCGCCGCCGACGAUGCGGAAGAAGAGGAGUCCGAGGAACAGCGCGAAGCGCUUGACGCAGGAGUCUGCAAAGGCUCGCCCCCCCAUGCCUGAUCUGCCCUCCCCUGCUCAAAACGACUUUCCAGCUUCGGCAAUCUCGGCGCCCACCUCACCUGCCAACUCAUCAGCACACCCCUCUUCGCAGCCUCUUGGCGUGUCAGGCAACCGCCCUAGCCACAGCAGCGCGCCUCCAGAGCAGUCCAGGUCAGCGCCAACCACGCAGCAUCCACACGCGCACAUACAGGCAGCCAAUUCUUCCGAUGUUUCCUCUGCGAGGCUUGAGCAUGCGCUUGGGAAUGCGGAAUACGCGAGCGACGCAGGAGUCGUCGCGCAAGAAGCAGGAGGGCUGGGAUUGCACAUGGCAGAGGCGGUGGAGGCCGACGAAGGAGAUGUGGAGCAACGUCUCUCCUUCCUGAGUGGAAGUGGCCAGAGGCAAUCUGCCGUACCAGCUUCGCAGCGAGUGUCGAGCGGUUCAAGCAUUUAUUCGGAUCAGCAAGAGUACCUGGCUCAAGAGGGGGAUGAGACCGGCGAUGGUAGCGCUGGCGGGCUCAGUCUGUCGAGUGACAGCGACUCGUACAUGCCCGUGACGCCAGCUACGCCGGGUCAUUCAUUCAGCUCUUCCUUCUCGACCUCGUCCACUUGGCGACCGCGCGAGCUCACCCUGGCACGCGCGGAUGCGCAAAGUGAACGAGAGCGCUCUUUGGCCGGUCUUGCUCUUAACCCGCGCUCCGCCUCGCCGAUGAUGUCCCCCUGGUCCUCUUCAUCCACAAUUGGUGUUCCGCGCGAUAGACUUUCACCAGCGCCAGGAGCAUCUUCACCAUCUCAUCUGCGAGGCGUAGCCGGCAGUUCUUCUGCAAACACGAGCCUCAGCAGCGGUGGUGGCCACAAUAGCGGUGCUGCAGGCACUCGAGGCCUCAUGCUCGCUUCAGCAGCGGCUCCUCCAAACUCCGCGCGGAAUUUCCCACCUCUAGCCCUGGCACUUCCUACUUCGACAGGUGCUACUGCCACCGACGCUGCUCCGCCGCGAUCUUCGCCGUUGGCACCCAGAAGCAGGUUUGUGAGCGCUCCUGGCGCAGCUCUGACCAGUCAGGCUCCGCUUCGAAGUCCACUUCCUGUGCUCUCGCGCGGACCGGCAUUUCCGCCUGCUCGAGAUGCGACUCUGGAAAGCAUGGCUGCUGAGCGCGUGCCCAACGAGGAUCUGGGAGCACUACAGGCCAUGCUACCCCAUCGACGGCUUCUGAGCGGGUCGAGCGCAAGGCUAUUGAGCCCUGCGCUACACAGCGCGAGUGCGCAAGGCGUCAUCAGUCCCAUAGCUUCCAAGCCUAGCUGGGAGAAACCUUUUGGAGAAGCACGCAGCGCCAGCAGCGACUCGCAGUAUGGGAACGAAGCGCGGCCAAUGGAUCCGGAGGCGUUUGUCGCUGCUAUGCAGGCGGCCUCGGCCGCCGAAGUGGCGGCAGCUUUGGAAGCGAGGAAGCAGCUGCGAAGUACCGCGUCGGCGAGCCAGCUUGCAGAAGAGGUCAAAUCGGCCCCUUCUGCGCGUCCGCAAAUGCCAACGAGAUCCCGAUCGCAGUCCUUUUUGCGCUCCUCAUCGAUGACGCGUCGGAGAGCACCACCGCCUCCCCCACUGUUGCUCGCCACUGCCCCUUCGAAUCCUGACAUGGCCGGAGCAAUCAGCAAGGACACGUCUGCGCCGACGACGAAAGAUUCGACGCUCGACGCCGCCUCGAGCAGCGUGGUGCCUGACGACACUCUCGAAGCGGCGCAGGAAAGUCCAGAAUUCGUCACUGCGCCUGGCAUCUCCUCGUCCCCCAGCUUCGAGAUGAUUACCCAUAGCGCAGGGGAUCAGGAUCAGGGCCAGAGUCGGAAUCUUCUGGCACCCCUCAGCUUGCCCCUCGCUGGAAGCGCUUCUCCCAUGAGCGCCGCAUUCCACACCCCGCUUGCCAGCCCAGCCAAUAUGCCCUCGCCAGAAUCCGAGUCUCGAUCGCUGGAUGAUUCCUUGAUGAUGGCUGUCGUGGAGGCUCAGAUCGACACUGCCAUUGUGGACCCUCUUGCGGAAGCUGGGGACGAUAUCGCCAUGCCCCAGACCUCGAGAGUGGAGGAGGAGCACAUCACUGCGGAUGCCCCGGACGAAGCCCUAGAGGUUUUGGUGGAUUCGCCAUUGCAGACACCCUCAAACGAGCUGACUGCUGAUCCGAGAGCAGAGUCGCGCGAGAGUGCAAGGGCUUUGGGAGCUAGCAGCAGUCUGAGCGUGCGGCCUGGAUCGUUGGAACAACCCAACACGGCUUACUUUGACUUUGAUAGCGACAGCAGCGACGCGCCUGAAGGUAUACGCGAGCCGAUGAUCUUCAGAAAGAUGAAGACCAGGAGCACGGUCCAGGAGAGCGAGCCGGAGCCGGAGCCUGAGCGGGAGCAGAUGCAGCGUUUGUCGGUGGCAGAUGUCAGGUCGAGCUUGACCUCUGGGUCGGAAGCAGCGGACGCUGCGGAGAGCGCGUUGGGAGGGAGAGCGUUUAGCGAGGCGGAGGCUGCGUCUGCUCGUGAAUCAACGGCGGGUCUGAGUCUGAGCGCAAAAUCAGAUGAAGCAGCUGGUGCAGCGCCGUUCGAAUUUGACGAUGCCGAUGCAGAAUCGGGAGAUCACGAGAGUGUAGCCGUUAUGCGCCGGUCCUCGUCUUGGGGUAAUUUGGAGCCUUUUGAGGAGCGCAGAGUCUCGUCGCCCAACAGUUCGGUGCAGGGACGAACGUCGAUACCGCCAACGAUCAGCUUCAGGACUUCCAUCUUCAAGCAUCUCGACCCCAAAGGCGCUUCUGGACCGAAAGGGGCACCGGAGGCUCGGGCGGAUAUUUCUCCGUUUGACACUGACGGCGGCGAUGAAGAUCCGCUGGUGAAGGCAUCUUCAAGACCAAGUGCGGCCGUCACGACGGAAGAUGUGCUUGCUGAUAUGCUGUCAAGAAAUCAAGAAGUUCGCAUCUCUCACCGAGUCGAACCUUCGAAGCUUGCCAGAUCGUCUUCGCAGGUCGCGCCCGCAGGACCACCGCCGUCCGAACCUUUGCCCGCGCCACCACCCGGAAGUUCAUUGCGUCGCUCGAGCCGAUCGGUCGGCAGAAUGUCGCGCGCGGAGCGAACUAGUCUUGCCGCCACUUCGCAGCCGCAAGCGGAACCGACCAAAAUGCCCCAGACUGCUCCUUCGCGUCCGAAGCGGCCCAGCGGCGUCGAGCUUGAACAACUCGAUCUGCAGCCGAGCCCCAUGCCAAACUUGGUGCCCAGCACAGAGCCACUGCCACAGGGCAGGUGGAAAGCUGAUGCGCACCUUCCUUUGGCCUCAGGGGCAAGUCCCGAGAGACCUGUUCAUGGAGCUGAAGGUAGGAGUCAACCUCUCAGAUCACGCUCUCGUCCCAACCUCACGGUGCGCACAAAUUCGGAAGCUGUGGAACAGGCCGAAAACCUGCAGGCCCGCCCACGGCCACCUGUCCCUAGGUCAAAGGCGAGCCUCGUACCAGAGGUGCCUAGCUUUGGCUACAUGGGCCCUUCGACGCCUCUCGACUCGGCGAUGAUGUCGCCGACGAGCGGAGCCGCCGGGCCAUUCAGCGCCUUCUCGAGCAGCUCAUUUUCUGAUCGGUCCACCUUUGAGCCAACGUCUAGCCGAUGGAGCUCCGGUUCAGAUUCCGAAGCAGAAGCGAGCAAGCUGGCUGCGCGGAAAGCUGCGGCAAAGAGCAAGAAGGCUGCAAAGGGCCCGCAGCUCACGAGUCGGACGAGCAGCUCGAGCUUGGGCCAAGGAUCAAUGGGUCCCCCUCCUACGCCGGUCAAAAAGUCUAGCUUCUUCUCUGGACUUGGUCUGCGCAAAAAGAGCCUGACAAAUGCUGCAGCUGGCGCUGCUGGUGUUUCGCCUGCCAGCUCCGUCGGUGCACCAUCGCCGAGAGUCAUGGAUGCCGCAAGCGAGUUCCCUUUCCCUGCCAGCACUGGACCUUCGCCCUCGGUGGCGGCCUCUGCUGAAGGUGCACGCACGAGCACAAGCUUGCACUCCCGAAAUCGUGGAGGUUCCACCUCGUCCAGAGCGUCCAACACGACUAGCAUUGGUCAGUCCUUGACGAAUCGUCCGUCGUUGGCCAGUUUGCGAUCGAUCACCAGCUACGAUCCCAGUCGACGUCCUUCUGUCAGUGCCGAGUCCUUUGCCAGCCCAGCAAUCAGUGGUCCGCCUUCUCCCGCCCUGGAAGGAAUGCCGCGAGGCUUCGAUUCUGUCCAUCGCCGUCCAUCCAACACUGGACUCGGCAUCGAUAUGAAUGGCAGCUCAUCGAAUGGCCCUUCAGAGCCUUCUGUGCGCGCAUCGCAAGGCCUCAGAUCUGCCCGAGCUUCUUUGAACAGCUUGCGAGCAUCCAGAGAUCUGGCGGUCAUCCGCGCUAGUGGCGAGAGCGACGAAGACCUCGCUGCUUCUGCCAUGUCACCCAAAAGUACACGUCGGAGGUCCCAAACCAUCGCUGCAGGUGAUGGUAGGAUGUCCAAUCGCGCUUCGAGACAGACGCCCUUGUCGAGCAUCGAAUCUCCGUCUAAAACCGCUGAAGGAGGCAACAGGGUCAGGGAAACUGAUGCGGCGACGGACGAUCUUGACGACACGCCCCGCGUAGCCUACGCUUCUCUGCCCGGCUCGCGCAGGGAAAGCGUCACCAGCCCCUCUGUUGCGCGCGCGAACGCCAAGCGUUACUUCGAGACGGAUCACGAGGCUCUGGACGCCUUGGGCUCACGAUUGUAUCAAGCGGGCGCAGGCGAUGCAGAAAGUCAGACUGGGACUGCGCCCAACAGCCCAACGGUGCCGUCGCGCGUAUCGUCCAUUCGCCGACAUGAACGAAGCGGCAGCAAGGGCAGGCAGAGCCCUAGCCCUUCUCUAUUGCGUCACUCCCCCAGCGGCUCUUUGUUGCGCCACUCUCCAAGUCCAAGCUUGACUCGCAGCAUCAGCGCAUCAUUGCUGCGCGCCAUGAGUCCCGAGGUCCAGCCGUCUCCGCCACCCCGAACCACUUCCAAGCCGAAGAGGUUGAUCGAGAAGUACAAUGGCACCGCACUGCCUCAUUAUCCUUCGCUCACAGAUUUAGGCCGAGCGUGGGUAGCGCAGCAUCCAAAUGAACCGUUGCAGGCGGCUAGUGGCCCGCGAAUGAUGGCACGGAUAUUGGAUGGAGUUUCCAAGCGGCGCCAGCAUGCUGGCUCGGGUAGCAAGACGCCAUCGGACGCUAGCACCGAUGACUAUGGCUCAAGUGAUGGCGGUGGUGCUGGAGAUCACACGAAUUCGAUUCGCAGCAACGGCCACGGGUCUGCUCCUCAACGAGGAGGCGACCAGGCUGGAGGCGGUGGAGGAGACGAUCCGGACGGUAGACGCAAUCAGCAAAGUCGUGCGGAUAGUCACGUUGACAAUGCGAAUGGCAGCGACGAGUCAGAGGAUGAGAGCGAUGACUAUGGCUCACAAAGCGAUGAGGAUCUAGCGCUUGGCGAUGCUUUGGGAGCCGGUCACAUUUUGGGGAGCAGCAGCCAGAGCGCUGGCUCGAGCCGCUCGGAAUCGUCGGAUGACGUUCCGCUGGGAGACCGCGUGGGCAACGCUGCUGCACUUCAGAAGCGUCUUCAGGAUCAAGAACGCAAAGCUCAGAUUCAAGAUGCUCGCAAUGCUCUUGAACGAGGAGGUGUCAAGGCGACAAGCUCUGGAAAAGCUCGUCGUCCACGACGAGUCGCGCCAGUGCCAGAAAGAGCUCCUGAUGCCGGACCGCUGAAUGCGCUCGACUUGAUCGGACGUCUACAGCGGGUGCAGAUGCAGAGAGGCGGCGAUCAAGCUACAGCAGCAAACGAUCAGAAUCUUGUAGCAAGCCAAUCGAUGCCUUCCAACGCUGCCCGAAGACCAGAAGCUCGCGAGGAUCCGCACGGGCCUCAAGCACACCUCUUGGCACAUCACGGUCUACCGGGACCUUCUCAAGCGCAACGUCGACCCUCGCCUAGACAACAAACGAUGCCUUUGCCAGCGGUCUCCGCCCCUCAUUUGCGUGGAGGUGCGACUCGAAAUGGCAGCAGCGAGUCAGCGGGUCGACCUGCUCAGGCACGUCCCUCUCUUGGGUCCAGCGAGUCUCAACUACGCGCGAUGAUGAUGGCAACGUCUCACCCGGCGCAAUUCGAUCCACAGCGGCGGCCCAGCCUGCAUCCUUCUGAUCAGCAGCAGCAGAGAGAUUUCAGACCGCCCGUAGCGACGAUGAUGAUGAUGCCUUCUUCCGGCAGCUCUUCAGGGAACUCCAGUCCUCGCUUUCCACCGAACGACCAUCAGCUGCAGCUAUCCAGUAGGAUGGCUGCUGUCAUCGAUCAAGGCCACAACUUUUCGGCCCCGUUGCCGCCAUACGCUCGUCAGGGCACGUCACCGAGGCUCGGUGGAUCUGCUCCUCUACGGCCCAUGCACUCUGCUGGCGCGGCUGGCCAGCCUGAAGCCCGCGAAGAUGCGGUUACACAAGCGAGAGCUCGCGCAAGGAGCGUGUCGAGAGCUAGGCCGCCGGCGACGGCCAUAGACACUAGAGUUGCGCCUCCGAUGCCAGUGCCGGCUCUGCUCGGCCGCGCUGUACCACCCCCCGCGCAAGAAGUCUCUCCACAGAAGCAAGCCAUUCCGAUUGGCGGCCCACUCAGCGCCUUGUCCCGCUCUUCCAACGAACCGCGCAGCUCGAGCGAGUCGCCUUCGACGGGGCUCGAGCGGGCGAUCACUGCAGCUGUUCCCUCUACUGUCGCAACUGCGCACCUCGUGCAGCAUCGCGUCUACAUCAAUACGCGCCAGCGCUUUGGGACUGCGCAGAUCCUGCCCAACGCUCGCGCUCGAGAUUUGAUGUUGGACAUUGUGGAGAAGGAGCAUGUGCCGACAGAAGAGGCUGCCGGUGGCGGUGGCGGUUGGGUCAUCUUUGACUGCUCGCCGACUCACAGUAUUGGUGAGGUGCACAAUGUCCUUUCACGCAAGCCUAAGCGAGAUCUGAUACCUCUGACCCUUUCGCGCGCCCUUUCAGAGAGACCUAUGCGCGAAUACGAAUCGGUGGCUGAAGUCGUCGACUCGAGGCCUUCGCCAGACUGCUACUUUUUGUUGAAGCGCACAGAGCUAGCACCCUUUGCGAGCGUUCGUGCGGUGCCACCAAGCCUUCCCUUGUUGGCUGGCUACGUCUACGUCCAGGAUCACAAGAAAAAGUGGACCAAGCGCUGGCUCGAGCUGCGCGAGCAUUCGUUGUUCCAUGCCAAGUCGGAAAAGGGCAAGGACGAAGUGCUGAUCUGCACGCUGAGCACGUUCGACGUCUAUCUGGUCGACAGCGCCAAGUACAAGGCACCGAAAGCGCACACCUUUGCGGUCCGAAGCCAGAAUCACAUUUCGCAAUUCGAAAAGCCAGAGCUGGACUAUUGUCACUACUUUAGCCUUUCGGAUCCACUGGCUCAUCGGCAUUGGUAUCGAGCACUCUACACGAGCCGAAGCUAUAUGCUGAGGCAAGAGCGUCCGCAGCUCUUCUCGCCGCCGCCUCGGGCCGCGGCGCCAUCUGCGCCUAGUCCAGCAACCAAUACGACGAAUGAGGGCCUGAAGGCAGCAUCAGCGGCGGCGGCGGCGGCGACUACUCUCGGAGUGUCGCGCAACACGAGCAUCAAUGAUCGUUCAGCAUCCUCGGCGCAACGAAGAAUACCUGCACGAGGAGCAACGACGGAUGACCGCAGCCCAUCUCACCGUCCUGAAGGCAGCAUCAGUGGUCAGAGCGCAGCGUCCGCCUCCGCAUCCGUAUCAGCCGCAGCCGCAGCCGCAGCUGCAGCAGCGCCAGCUCCGCUCAUCGGACGUGAUGCAUUGAGCACCGGUCCUUUUGAAAAGGGAAGCUUGCUAGCUGCGGCGGCGCAGAACCAAGCGCAGAGCGAACAGAUCGAUCUGAGCCUGCACGAACGCACCCGGGCUAGACAGGUCGAAGCUGCACGAAAGGCGGAGCUGGCUGAAAGGACGCGAAGAGCUAGAGCUGCUGGUCAACCGCUGAUUGGCGUGCCCACCUCUCGGGCGACGUAGCCAGCGCUUCACGUUUCACGCCCCCAGCAGUCAACAGCACGCGGCACUUGCCCUCUCUUUUCUUCCGUUGCGAUGCGUUGUUCCUAGUCACGAAGAGCCUU